AUGACAACUCAAAAAGAUAUGGAAGAAGAGGAGCACAAGAAACAGUUGGUCAAAGUUUUUGCUUUGAGGCAAAACGAAUGGACCGUCACAGGAACCGGGGCGUUCACUUUUUCACUCAAAAAAGAGGUGUUGACUUUUACAAUCCGGAACGAAAACGGUGUUAUUAUGGACUCGUCUAUGAAAAGGGGAGAUGCCUACGAAAAACAAAACGACAAAAUCGUCCAGAUUCAAGGCAUAAACCUCAGCGAGGAAUACGCCCUUUCGUUUUUGAAUUCCGACCUCUGUCAGUCUUUUUGCGACUCUCUUGAUAUAUUGGGCGUCAAGAAAGUCGUCGACUCAAAUGCUCUUGAAUUCACGUCUGAUAACAUGUGUCUUCUGAAAGAAACUGUAUUGUCUGCCAUGACGAAAAGAGACAACUCUGAGUUAUUUGACAAAAUCUCGAUGGAAGAAAUUGUGAGAGGGUUUCCAAUCGUGCUGAAACAAAUCGAGAGAUUGGAAGAAAAAGAAAGAUUGACGGAACGAGAUUGCAAUGAUGAGAGGUGUGGUGGAACAAAAGAAGAUUUGAGGAGAAAAAUUCGAGAGAUAAAAGAUGACUUGUUUGUGUUUUGUAAGGCAUUGUUGUACUUACACGACGACAAAAUAUCGGAGGCACUCUUCACAUUACCAAACUUGGAAGUGUUGUUUAAGGUACUCUCGUUCGACGCAACAAUACAACAAAAUGGACCGAUCGAUUUUUUAAUAGAGUUCAAAAAGAAUGUCGGGAAGAUGAAGGAAGUCUUUGUCAAAUCUGAAAGAAUGAGCUUGCUGAUUGAAACUGCGUUCGCUUUGACAUUUUUCAGGGAUGUUGUUGUGGCCCGAUUCGCAGAUGAGCCUGUCACGAUGCCACUCAAUACAAAGUUGGCGACGUUGCACAGACUUAUUUUCGACACGUCGCUGAAAGAAAACGUUAUAAAACAAUUCGUCGAGUUGUACGACACCGCGAACGACAAACAAAAAAAAGGAAUUUGUAUUUCUGCAAAAAGAUUUUGCUCGCACCUUUCCUUGUUUGCGCAACCAAUUCGGCAAGAGAAAGCGCGUCUAUUGAUUGAAGGGGGGAUUUUGGAAUUAUUUAAAAAAGGAUUUCUUGACAAAAACAAGGCGUAUUGUUUGGACGGCAUAUCGCUCUUGUUUGAAAGUGGAGUGCAGGUUGGCAUGAGAAUUAUAAGAGAACAAAUGCUCCAAGAAAUUGCAAAAAGUGUUGUGAACUCAGCUGGAAGUUACUUGUUGGGAGGUUUCCAGCUGUUGUAUAAUGUCGGGUUUAUGAACGAAGGAAUCCAAAUAUUUGAAAAUGCUGUUGUGAGUACGUUAAUUCCAGAAGUAUUCAAUAUACUUGUUGAGCCAAUACUCAAACCAAAUUUCGACGAGAAGUAUCUUGCCCAAUUCGCUGCUUUUGUUGUUGUAGUGUCGAAAAUUAACAACGACACUAUUAAGAAAUAUGUUAUCAAUUCGCAAAUAAUACCAAAAUUUGUUGAAUGUGUCAGAAUUGGAAAUAACGCAUCAAGAAGUGUCGUUUUGCGUGAAGUGAGAGACUUGAUGUUUAUGUGGGAAGAGUACGCGAAUAAAUUUAUUCAAAACGGGAUUGUUGAAGUUGUGAAAAGUCAGAUGGACAAGAUGGGAGGAAUGGCUGCCCCAAUUUGCCAGCAGAUCAUAGAAGUGUUUGAUACUCACACAUCAGCCAUACCAACACAAUCGUUCACACAGAGUUCGGCUUUGCCGAGUGAAAUUGUCAGUGGCGCAGAAGACUUGGCCCAAACUAAUCUGUCUCCCAACAAAAGACUUUUGGACGACGAAGAAACAGCCAAGGUAAUGGCCAUGAGUUCCCACCUCAAGAGAAAACCAGAUGACACACCUUCAACAACAACACUACCCGAUAUCAUAAACGUUUGGUUCUCUGAUAAAGGCGAUGGAAAAACCGAAGAUGUUUCAACACACAAAAUUAGUCCAGUUAAAGUAAUGGAAGAAGAUGCACUUCCUAAUCUUUUGGAUGUCAUAACCAAAACUGGAAACCACGACAAAGUUGUCAAAGUUCCAAUGACAAUCGUCGAAAGUACUGAGACAAAAGUAACGAAUAAUCUUUCAAACGUUUUGCUAACAUCAAAACACGAGGAAGUGCACCAUACAAUGGAAGAAGAACCCCGUCUCGAGACGCCUGAAACCGUUUUGGCUGUUGAUACAAAGGAUCAUGAGAAAAAAGAUGCCAAACCAACGUCUGAGUGUCUCUCUGCAGACAAGAAAAUAAACACAAACUGUGUGAAAAACAAGCUUGUGCAGAGCGAAAAGACGACUGAAACAACGACAACACAAAAGGAGUGA
Messenger RNA from Entamoeba invadens IP1, 2352 nucleotides. RefSeq lists its product as hypothetical. The transcript has 2 exons. Bases 1 to 2352 code for a protein of 783 amino acids. NCBI's taxonomy places the organism in Eukaryota, Evosea, Mastigamoebida, Endamoebidae. The record is from RefSeq and is a predicted model, not a curated record. Gene Ontology annotation, molecular function: protein phosphatase activator activity. Gene Ontology annotation, cellular component: nucleoplasm; protein phosphatase 4 complex. Gene Ontology annotation, biological process: DNA damage response; protein dephosphorylation.